AUGGCGGAUGCAAAGUAAGCUGUCAAAGUAUGGUGCAUUAUAUUUUUGCUUUGAUUCAUGAACGAUCAAAUAUAUUUCACCGAUUAAAGAAAGAAAUAGUAAAUAUGCGUUGAAUAUAUGGAAUUAUGAAAUAAUUAAUCAAUUUGUAUAUAUAAUUAAAAGUACGAAUAUCUUGUAUAUACUAAUUAAUAUUUCUUAAAACUGUUUUUACUUUAUAAUGAUGAAUAAUCGGAGACGAACGAAUAAUUUCACUUAUGUUAGUUCUUGUGUGAAAUAUAUGAUAUUUAUGCUCAAUUUUGUUUUUUGGUUAUUUGGAGGACUUCUAAUUGGAGUAGGUUUAUAUGCAUUUGUGGAUAAAUGGCAAGCAACUGGUUCUGUUAGAGUGGAAAAUGUAUAUGAUGUAAUUCUCAAUAUUUCACUUGUAAUGGUUAUUGCAGGAGCAGUAGUCUUUGUUGUUAGUUUUGCAGGAUGUGUAGGAGCAUUACGUGAAAAUACUUGUCUUCUUAAAUUUUAUUCAUUGUGUCUAUUGGUAUUCUUUCUGCUUGAAAUGGGUAUAGCAAUUGUUGGUUUUAUAUUUCCACAUACAUUACAAUCAUUAUUGGAAGAAUCAUUCACAGAUAAAAUCAUACAAACAUAUAGAGAAGAUCCUGAUUUACAAAAUUUUAUUGAUUUUGGUCAGCAAAAAUUCAGAUGCUGUGGUUUAAGUCAAGAAGGAUAUUUGGAUUGGGGAAAGAAUGAAUAUUUCAAUUGUUCCAGUCCUAGUGUAGAACGUUGUGGUGCACCAUUUUCAUGUUGCAUUAAUGCUACAGAUAUAUCAAGUGGACUUGUGAAUAUAAUGUGUGGCUAUAAAGUACAAAUGCUACCAGUUUCUGAAGCAGGUAAAAAAGUAUGGACUAGUGGGUGCAUUGAAAUUGUGAGAAGUUGGGCAGAACGCAAUUUGUACACAAUAGCUGGUAUUGCUUUAGGUAUAGCUCUUAGUCAAUUAUUUGUCAUUUAUCUUGCUAAAACAUUAGAAGGCCAAAUUGAAUUGCAAAAGUCUCGUUGGCAUUCCUGAGCUUGACUUCAGGCCACCUACCGCUAUCAAAUUCCUCCCAAUAGGCAGGUGGCCAAUAUUCGAUCAAGAAGUCAUGAUACUAAAAAAUGUGGAAAAAUUCGGAUGGCUUUACUUAUUAGUAUUGCAGUUCUUGUAUACAUAAUUUCUAUUUUUGUUUUCAUCAAACUUUUUUUUUAUUUCAAAAACAAUUUUCAUUUAUAUUUUAACAAUGAUUUUUUAUUUUUUACAUAAUGCUCUAUUUUUAUAAUUUUAUUUUCUUCAUUACCAAUUUAUGUUAUAUGUUGUCAACAAAUUAUAUUAAGUGAUGUAGCCAUAUAUUUUUUCUUGAAAUUUUCUCAAACUUGAACAAUCACAGGCUGGUUGCUUUUAAACUAUAUAAAUUCAAUCUAAAACGAAAUAUUUAAAUAACGAUAUUAUUCAAUAUAUAUAUUUAGUUACAUAUCAAAUUUGUUGCAAAAAUUACACAUAUGAGAAAAAAUAUUUUUUUAUUCGCUAUAAAAAAUUAAUUAAAUUAAUGUAAUUAAUUAUAUAUUAAAAUAACCACAAUUAAUUUUGUAAUAAAUAUUAAUUUUUUUAUUAUGUAUAUAAUUUAUAAAAAAUAAAUAACAAUAGUAAAUUUCAUAUGUUGGUAAUUUUUGCACUA
Apis laboriosa (Himalayan honeybee) is the source of this 1697-nucleotide messenger RNA. Its product is annotated as tetraspanin-33-like. Bases 218 to 1054 code for a protein of 278 amino acids. The transcript is spliced from 5 exons. Gene Ontology annotation, cellular component: membrane. Gene Ontology annotation, biological process: protein maturation; protein localization to plasma membrane. Lineage: Eukaryota; Metazoa; Arthropoda; Insecta; Hymenoptera; Apidae. The record is from RefSeq and is a predicted model, not a curated record.